GACUCAACAGGUAGCUGAUCUCUCUCUCUCCCUCCUCAUUUCGUUGAUGUACAAUACUGAAACACAACUGUAUACGGUAGUUUUGAUACUUGCUCGAGUAUAUGAAUGGUAAAUUCACCAGGAGAUCAACAUUCCACAUGUGUUAACAUUCCUGCUGCUGGAUAUUGGUUAUCGGGGAUAUUUCUUUGUUGUAAGCUACAGCUAUUCUCAAACCAUCAUCAUCAUGACCUUCCUUCUUCGGGAUUGGCUUAGAUGCAUGGCGUUGCUUUUCCUGUCCCAGACAAUGGUGGUUUCUAUGGUGAUCCCUAACUCCACCCACCUAGAGUCCAUAUUGGAGAAGUACAUGGACAAGGAUGAUGAAUGGUGGGUGGCCAAGCAGCGGGGUAAGAGAGCCAUCUCCCAGGGGGACAUGCACCUCAUUCUGGACUUGCACAACAAGCUGCGUGGCCAGGUCUAUCCACAGGCCUCCAACAUGGAGUACAUGGUGUGGGAUUAUGAGCUGGAGCGGAGCGCUGAGCACUGGGCACACACCUGUCUCUGGGAACACGGACCCACCCACCUCCUAACACAGAUAGGACAGAAUCUCGGAGCACACUGGGGAAGAGACCGCCCCCCCACUUUCCAUGUCCAGGCCUGGUAUGAUGAGGUGAGGGACUACAGCUACCCCUACCCCCAGGAGUGUAACCCUCACUGCCCCUUCAGGUGCUCCGGACCCGUCUGCACUCACUACACACAAAUGGUGUGGGCUACAAGCAGUCGUAUUGGCUGUGCCAUCAACGUGUGCUACAACAUGAACGUGUGGGGAAUGAUUUGGACCAAAGCUGUCUACCUGGUCUGCAACUACUCGCCACCGGGAAACUGGUGGGGCCACGCCCCUUACAAACAUGGCAGCCCAUGCUCUGCCUGCCCGCCCAGCUAUGCCGGGGGCUGCAGGGACAACCUCUGCUACAAAGAGGGAGGAGUGGACAGACGUCCAGCUCCAGAAACUGAGGAGACCAACUACAUUGAGCCAGAGCCCCCCAGAGAGCGAGAGGGUCGCCCCCUCCCCCAGGCCCCCUCCCCCAAUGACAACGUGGAGAGGAACGAGGUGGUCAGCACAGAGCAGAUGUGCCAGCAGGUGUCCUGUGAGACCAAACUACGGGACCAGUGUAAAGGAACCACCUGUAACAGGUACGAGUGUCCUCCAGGUUGCCUGCACAGUCAUGGGAAAGUGGCCGGGACCCAGUACUAUGACAUGCAAUCCAGCGUCUGUGGAGCAGGUUUGCAUGCUGGGAUCAUUGACAAUGAUGGAGGCUGGCUUGACAUCACCAGACUGGGAAGGAAACCACAUUUCACCAAGUCCUACAAGAAUGGGGUGCAGUCACUGGAGAAGAACCGGAGUGCUAAUUCCUUUUCUGUCGCCACAGUACCAGUGAAAGCAGUCACGUGUGAGACCACUGUUGAAAAGUUCUGCCCAUUUAAGAAACCGGUACGGCACUGUCCAAGGUUGUUUUGUCCCAGGAACUGUCUGCGUGAGACUCAGGCCAGAGUCAUCGGUACCAAAAAUUACUCUGACAAAUCAAGUAUCUGCCGAGCAGCCAUCCAUGCUGGUGUGAUCCAGAAUGACUCCGGGGGAUAUCUGGACGUGAUGCCUGUGGACAAGAGGAAACAAUACAGCGGAAGCUACCAGAACGCUGUCACCUCAGAGAGUCUUCAGAACCCAACAAGUGGCAAGGCAUUCCGAGUCUUUGCAGUCAUUUGAGCCCACACUGCAAGGACACUCGCGGCCAUGAAAAGGAGCAGGUCACAUCCAACAGGGCUGCCAUUUCACCCAGUGUGUCAUUAUGUGGCCUCUGACACGGCCUCUCUCGCUCAGCCAGGCUGAACCUCAGCUUCUCAAGGCUGCUUUUGGCCAUGAUCACAUCUAUGAGAUAUGCCGAUCUCACGCAGGUGUUUCAGCAUCCUGUACAUUGAUGUAUAUAUCAUGUUUGUACAUAUGUUGAAUGUUUAAGCACAAUUAUUGUUUUUGUUGGUGUUUUUGGUUAGAAAAUUCAUUUGACUUUAGUAAGUUAUGCAUGCGUGAUAAAGUUGAAUUAUUUAGAUUUGGUUGUAAUUUCACAUGCAUGUUUGUAAAUAUUGUGCAUAGACUGUUAAUUGCUAUUAAUGAUACAGGACAGUAUGUUGUAUAUCCAUGUUACAUUGUAUGUUCGAAUUCAUAGAUUUAUUCAGAACAAGCCUGGCUGGCCAGGAUAACAGCAGAUAAAGAAUUUAGGGGGACAGUUAAAUGUAAUCAAGGAAUGAUGUUGUUGUUGUCAUAAAGGAGUAAUAAAGGAAGAAACACAGA
Osmerus eperlanus (European smelt) is the source of this 2323-nucleotide messenger RNA. RefSeq names its product cysteine-rich secretory protein LCCL domain containing 1b (gene crispld1b). Gene Ontology annotation, cellular component: extracellular region. The record is from RefSeq and is a predicted model, not a curated record. Lineage: Eukaryota; Metazoa; Chordata; Actinopteri; Osmeriformes; Osmeridae. The coding region runs from base 224 to 1741 and encodes 505 amino acids. The transcript has 15 exons.